Colletotrichum phormii is the source of this 1159-nucleotide messenger RNA. Its product is annotated as GTPase CDC42. The record is from RefSeq and is a predicted model, not a curated record. The transcript is spliced from 4 exons. Gene Ontology annotation, biological process: establishment or maintenance of cell polarity; endocytosis; Cdc42 protein signal transduction. Gene Ontology annotation, molecular function: GTPase activity; GTP binding; protein kinase binding. NCBI's taxonomy places the organism in Eukaryota, Fungi, Ascomycota, Sordariomycetes, Glomerellales, Glomerellaceae. The coding region runs from base 365 to 949 and encodes 194 amino acids.
CGCCCCCCCCCCCCCAUUUCGACCUCGACCCCGUUCUCCGUCUCCACUACCCACCUCAUCUUUCCGCCCUGCAGCAACGGCAACCACCACUGCCACUACCUACCUGCCUGCCUUACUACUACUCCGUACCACUGGGCUACUACCACCACACUUUACUCGACUCCUCCUGCCCGCUGCCACUCUAACCCCCAACUACCUGCGCCUGGAAAUCACACCCGACUCCGACUCCGACCCCGACCUCGACAAGACAAGACACUCGACACGACACGACGCGCCGCGCGAUAAGGGAGAGACUGAGAGACCGGUCUUAAUUUUUCUUUCCACAGGUCUCUGUUCCUGCACAGGAACAUCAUUGAUCUAGACAAUGGUCGUCGCUACUAUCAAGUGUGUUGUCGUCGGCGACGGUGCGGUCGGAAAGACAUGUCUUCUCAUCAGCUACACGACGAACAAAUUCCCCUCCGAAUACGUUCCGACCGUCUUCGAUAACUAUGCCGUCACCGUUAUGAUCGGUGACGAGCCUUACACACUGGGACUGUUCGAUACCGCCGGUCAGGAAGAUUACGACAGACUCCGCCCCCUUUCCUAUCCCCAGACCGACGUCUUCCUCGUCUGCUUCAGCGUCACAUCACCCGCCUCCUUCGAGAACGUCCGCGAGAAGUGGUUCCCCGAGGUACAUCACCACUGCCCCGGCGUCCCUUGCCUUAUCGUCGGCACCCAGGUCGAUCUGCGCGAGGACCCCAGCGUCCGCGAGAAGCUUUCUAAGCAGAAGAUGUCUCCGGUACGGAAAGAGGAUGGUGAGCGGAUGGCGAAGGAUUUGGGUGCGGUCAAGUACGUCGAGUGCAGUGCUCUGACGCAGUACAAGCUGAAGGACGUCUUCGAUGAGGCAAUUGUUGCGGCUCUGGAGCCUCCUGCCCCGAAGAAGAAGUCACACAAGUGUCUUGUGCUUUGAUCGUGGGACCCCUUGACGCAUGGGUCUUGCUUUCCUCCCGCCAUGCCUACCCAGUUCUGGCUCUGGCGGCGAGCGGAAAAGCCGAGAACCAGGCUUGGACAUUUUCUCUUGCCAUCCAGAUGCGCGCGCAAACGGUUCUGGGUUUCCAUCUUCGAACGGCAUUUUGGACCUUUUUUUGCAGCGCGCAUGGCAUUGGACACGCUAGGUCUU